CGCCACGCUAUCCCGGCCUGUGCUGACGGCGGCAAAUGCUGCAUCUUCCCUAUAAUCAUGUUGCAUUCAACGCUUUUCGUCGCAACUACACUUCGCCGGUUCGCUUUCGUCGCGCUCGCCGUACCUGCGCUGCCAAGGCCAGCGUUUGUUCGAGCGCUGCGAGUUUGCGACAGCAUGCCUGGAGUUGCCGAACCCCGACCGAACUAGUUAGCCUAUAGCAAAUCUGCAACGUUGUGUGCCAUCCGAUGUCCUAAUGCUACACCACUACCACGCAGACCAUCUGCAGGUCUCACAUCAGGAACUAUCGGUGAGCGCGUGCUCCGACCACCUGUGCUACACUUCUGCAUCCAGGAAUUUUCGCUGCCGAUACGUCGGGCCAUCAUCUUGACCGGCUGCGACCGUUUUAUCGAAUCCUUUCGAGCUGUAGUCAGCCAGCCUGCAGCAGAGGCUGAGAAGAAAUGGCCGUCUGACGUUGCUAUGCGGGCACGUGGUAAGCGCAUGCAGCUGAACACGGUAACCUCCACCUAACCUAACCUGCGACGCCCAUAAGGAGGUUAGGCGACCAUGACCGAAGUCAAGCAAUUUGUGGAGAGCAGUGACAUCUGCAAGACCACCGACCUCGUGCUGGUCUGCUGCCACGGCAUCUACAUGGGCGAUGGCAGGAACACCGCAGAAGAACAGUGGAUCCUGCAGCCUUUUUCGCGCUCUGACCCGCUCGCGAGGAAGCCGGGCGAACAUGAGACAUUCAUCGCGCACAUUAUGACUGCUGCCCUUGCGGUGCAUAGCAAUCCUGAGGCCCUGCUGGUCUUCUCGGGCGGCCAUACCACCAACGCGCCCCGAAGCGAAGCGGAAAGCUAUGCUCUGGUGCUCAAGUACAUGGUGAACCAUAAUCCCACCCUCUUCCCUGUAGGUGUGCGAUACGCGCUGGAAACCUACGCGACCGAUAGUUACCAGAACCUGUUGUUUUCCAUCAUCCGAUUCAGACAGCUUACUGGCGCAUAUCCCAAGAAUAUCACUGUGGUAACUCACGCCUUCAAAGAGCGCCGAUUCCUGGAGCUCCAUGCUCCUGCUAUCAAAUGGCCACAUCAUCGCAUCAGGGUACAAGGCUUGAAUCCGCCUUUCACUCUCGAUGAGCUUAAUUUCACGCAAAUGGGGGAGCGCGAACGAGCAUACAAUGUGUUUGCCUCAGAUCCAUAUGGCGUCAGAAUGCCUCUAAGCCAGAAGCGCCUGGCCAGAAAUUGGAACGCCGAUAGAGCCCAUGUUUUCCUGGGCUUUCGUCUUGAGCCAGAGGUCAUGGGCCUGCUCACAUGGCAAGGUGGGGUUUCUGGCUGGGAGACUUUUCCCAGGCGGCUGCCUUGGGAGGACGAAACGACCAAAUGGAUCUACGAACAACGAUGACCUUGACAAGCCGCGCACGAUGUUGCUCAUUGGCUAGGUGUGGUAGAUGGCAGAGACCUAUCGACCUCAGUAUCUUUUCGCGAUGCGUUGAUACUCAUCUGCGCCGAUCGACGAACGCCCCUGCAAGCUCUGCGCCAGAGACCACAUCUAUGGAAUCAACUUAUCAAACCUACAUAGUAGAUCUUAGGGAUGGAACAAGCAUGAAACAGCAAGUUGCGAGUGUUCCAUACACCAGCACUAUUGGUAGCCUGGGGUGGCAAGCAUCAUCACCGGGACUUUGCUGCACCAGGCUGCUUCCCUGUUGUGCUCAACCAUCAACACGACAAAGUUCGGUCAUGACAGCUCGGACCGUGAGCACGCGACACAGACUUCAACCUUCGAGGCUCGAAAAAGUUCUUCUAUGACUGCGUAUGCCAUCGACGGCCCCCGAACGCGAAUGGUCUGCAUCCAGGACCCUGAGCAGCUUUCGCACAUGGUUGCUUGGAUCGCGUGCAUACAGGAUUACUCUUCGCUCUCAAGACGACUUGAAGUGCUGUUGGGAUAUUCCAAUAGGAACACAUAUAUCUGCUUUCAUGCCUGCGGGAAGCAUUGAGACUGACAAUUGGCGCCUGCCACGCUUCGCCAUACGCUGCGCUCGGGUGUCGAUAUGCUCAGUGGCGGCAUGCAAAUUCUCAUUGGUGCGACGAAACAUGACAGGAUUUUUUGUCAUGCAUUAUCGUACUUCGUGGACUGAGUGUGCUAACGAUGCCCACAAGAGCAACAAGCCUUGUCUCUUGAUGAAGAUGUUCGAACGGCGGGUCUGGU
Messenger RNA from Cercospora beticola, 2202 nucleotides. RefSeq lists its product as uncharacterized. Gene Ontology annotation, cellular component: cytoplasm. The record is from RefSeq and is a predicted model, not a curated record. Lineage: Eukaryota; Fungi; Ascomycota; Dothideomycetes; Mycosphaerellales; Mycosphaerellaceae.